UGUGCGCUCAGCUCGCUCCCCUCGCUCCGCCGCCGCCGUCUCACACACUCGGGGAGCAGGAGCGCGGCGCGGACUCGGAGCAGCCCGGGGCUGGUGGCCGGGAGCCGGUGGCCGGUGGCCGGUGGUGGCCGGAGCCGGAGGGUCCCCCCAGCCCCUCUCCACCCGCGCCCGUGCCCACUCCGGACCCGGGGUAUGGAGCGCGGGGCGCGGAGCCGGCGCUGCCCCGCGGCCGCCUCAAUGGGACCACCUCCGCUGCUGCUGCUGCUGCCGCUGGCCCCGCUGCUCCUGCCUGUCCCGGGCGCCUCGGCCACCAGGAUCCUGUACAAAGUGCAGGAAGAGCAGCCCCCCAACACGCUGAUCGGCAGCCUGGCGGCCGACUACGGCUACCCGGACAAGGGCCACCUGUACAAGCUGGAGGUGGGCGCGCCCUACCUGCGGGUGGACGGCAAGACGGGCGACAUCUUCACCACCGAGACGUCCAUCGACCGCGAGGGCCUGCGCGAGUGCCAGCAGCAGCCGCCCGGCGAACCCUGCAUCCUGGAGUUCGAGGUGUCCAUCACGGACCUGGCGACGAACGGCAGCCCGCGCCUGCUCGAGGGCCAGAUCGAGGUGCUGGACAUCAACGACAACACGCCCAACUUCGCCUCGCCCGUCAUCACGCUGACCAUCCCCGAGAACACCAACGUGGGCUCGCUCUUCCCCAUCCCGCUGGCCAACGACCGCGACACCGGCCCCAACGGCGUGGCCUCCUACGAGCUGCUGGCCGGCCCGGAGGCCCAGGAGCUGUUUGGCCUGCAGGUGGCCGAGGAUAUGGAGGAGAAGCAGCCUCAGCUCAUCGUCAUGGGCAGCUUGGACCGGGAGCGCUGGGACUCGUACGACCUGACCAUCAGAGUGCAGGACGGUGGCAACCCCGCCCGGGCCAGCAGCGCCCUGCUGCGGGUCACCGUGCUGGAUGCCAACGACAACGCCCCCAAGUUCGAGCGGCCGUCCUACGAGGCCGAGCUGUCCGAGAACAGCCCCGUGGGCCACUCGGUGCUGCAGGUGAAGGCCAAUGACUCGGACCAGGGAGCCAACGCGGAGAUCGACUACACCUUCCACCAGGCCCCAGAGGUCGUGCGGCGGCUGCUGCGACUGGACCGGUCCAGCGGGCUGAUCACCGUCCAGAGCCCCGUGGACCGGGAGGACGUAAGCACCCUGCGCUUUUCCGUGCUGGCCAAGGACAAGGGCACCAACCCCAAGAGCGCCCGGGCGCAGGUGGUGGUCACGGUCAAGGACACCAACGACAACGCUCCCACCAUCGAGAUCCGGGGCAUCGGCCUGGUGACCCACCAGGAUGGGACGGCCAACAUCUCGGAGGACGUGUCCGAGGAGACGGCCGUAGCCCUGGUGCAGGUGUCGGACCGGGACGAGGGCGAGAACGCGGCCGUGACCUGCGUGGUGGCCGGCGACGUGCCCUUCCAACUGCGCCAGGCCAGCGACACGGGCAGCGACAGUAAGAAGAAGUACUUCCUGCAGACCACCACGCCGUUGGACUACGAGACGGCCCAGGAGUACACGGUGGAGAUCGUGGCCCUGGACUCGGGGAACCCGCCGCUCUCCAGCACCAACUCACUCAAGGUGCAGGUGGUGGACGUGAAUGACAACGCGCCCGUGUUCGCUCAGGCGUUGACCGAGGUGGCCAUCCCCGAGAACAACGUGCCGGGCGAGCUGGUGGCCCAGGUGGCCGCCACCGACGCCGACGCGGGCUCCAACGCCGAGGUGGUCUACUCCCUGGAGCCCGAGCCGGCCGCCCGGGACCUCUUCUCCAUCACCCCGGACAGCGGCCAGAUCCGGGUCCUGGCCUCCCUGGACCGGGAGCAGCGCGAGGCCUACGAGCUGAAGGUCCUGGCGGCCGACCGGGGCAGCCCCAGCCUGCAGGGCACGGCCACCGUGGCCGUCAAGGUCCUGGACCGAAACGACAACGACCCCAAGUUCAUGCUGAACGGCUACAACUUCUCGGUGAUGGAGAACAUGCCGGCCCUGAGCCCGGUUGGGAUGGUGACGGUCCUGGACGCGGACGAGGGUGCCAAUGCCCACGUGCGGCUCUCGGUGGAGCCUGACAGCGGUGACUUCAUCGUCCAGAAUGGCACUGGGACCAUCCUGUCCAGUCUGAGCUUCGACCGGGAGCAGCAGAGCACCUACACCUUCCGUCUCAAGGCGGUAGACGGCGGCGACCCGCCGCGCUCGGCCUACGUCGGGGUGACCAUCAACGUGCUGGACGAGAACGACAACGCGCCCUUCGUCACGGCCCCGUCCAACGCCUCCCACCGCCUGCUGGCGCCGCAGACCCGGCCCGGCCAGACGGUCGGCCAGGUGGCCGCCGAGGACAUCGACGCCGGCUCCAACGCCGAGCUGGCCUUCAGCAUCGCCGGCGGGAACCCGUACGGGCUCUUCCGGAUCGGCGCCCAAAGUGGCGCCAUCACCCUGGAGAAAGAGCUUGGCCGCCGCCACCACGGGCUCCACCGCCUGGUGGUCCGGGUCAGCGACCAGGGCAAGCCGGCCCGCCACGGGACGGCCCUGGUCCACCUGUACGUGAACGAGACCCUGAGCAACCGCACGCAGCUGGAGACCCUGCUGGGCCACAGCCUGGACACGCCGCUGGACAUCGACAUCGCCGGGGACCCCGAGUACGAACGGGCCAAGCACCGGGGCAACAUCCUGUUCGGCGUGGUGGCCGGCGUGGUGGCCGUGGCCCUGCUCAUCGCCUUGGCCGUCCUGGCCCGCUACUGCCGCCAGCGUGGGGCCAAGAGCGGCUACCAGGCGGGCAAGAAGGAGACCAAGGACCUGUACGCGCCCAAGCCCGGGGCCAAGGGGGCCAAGGGGGCCAAGGCAGCUAAGGCCAAGAAGGGCAAGGGCGCCAAGCCGGCCAAGCCGGCGGAGGACGAGGACGACGCCGGCCUGCAGAAGUCCCUCAAGUUCAACCUGAUGAGCGACGCCCCCGGGGACAGCCCCCGCAUCCACCUGCCCCUCAACUACCCGCCGGGCAGCCCGGACCUGGGCCGCCACUACCGCUCCAACUCGCCCCUGCCGUCCAUCCAGCUGCAGCCUCAGUCGCCCUCGGCCUCCAAGAAGCACCAGGUGGUGCAGGACCUGCCCGCGACCAACACCUUCGUGGGCACGGGGGACUCGGCCUCCACCGGCUCUGAGCCCUACUCCGACUACGGCUACCGCGCCAACCCCCCCAAAUACCCCAGCAAGCAGUUACCUCAGCGCCGGGUGACUUUCUCGGCGACCAGCCAGGCCCAGGACCUGCAGGACCCAUCCCAGCACAGCUACUACGACAGCGGCCUGGAGGAGUCCGAGACCCCGUCCAGCAAGUCAUCCUCGGGGCCCCGCCUCGGGCCCCUGGCCCUGCCCGAGGACCACUACGAGCGCACCACCCCCGACGGCAGCAUCGGCGAGAUGGAGCACCCCGAGAACGACCUGCGGCCCCUGCCGGACGUGGCCAUGACGGGGACCUGCACCCAGGAGUGUAGCGAGUUCGGCCACUCGGACGCCUGCUGGAUGCCCGGGCAGUCCUCGCCCAGCCGUCGGCCCAAGAGUGGUGUCCUGAAACUCUCCACCUUCGUGCCUUACCAGGACCGAGGCGGGCAGGAGCCCGCGGGCACCGGCAGCCCCAGCCUCGUGGAAGAGCGGAACACCAAAAUGGCCAACGCCCGUCUCCUGCCCACAUACAGUGCCUUCUCGACCAAUAGCCAUGAGCCCUGCAAGGACUCGCCCCUGGAGGAGAUCCCCAUGUCCCAGACCUCAGACUUCCCCCCCCCAAGCACACCGUCAGCGCAGAGUGCCAAGAGGGAAAUCUACCUGUGAAGGCCCCCCGGCACCCUCCCUCCCCCCUUUCCCCCCAUCCCGCCCGCACCCCUCUGGGGAGGGGAAU
Ornithorhynchus anatinus (platypus) is the source of this 3916-nucleotide messenger RNA. It is a transcript of the gene PCDH1, whose product is annotated as protocadherin 1. Gene Ontology annotation, molecular function: calcium ion binding. NCBI's taxonomy places the organism in Eukaryota, Metazoa, Chordata, Mammalia, Monotremata, Ornithorhynchidae. Gene Ontology annotation, biological process: homophilic cell-cell adhesion. The record is from RefSeq and is a predicted model, not a curated record. Gene Ontology annotation, cellular component: plasma membrane.